AUGACCAGCUAUACAGUUAGCCGAUCGCAUGAGGGGAGAGCUGUUGAGCCCAUUACGUUUACACAGGACGAUGCGACGGGUGUACACUUCCCACAUUGUGAUGUCUUGGUAGUCAGAGCUAUUGUGGCAAGCAACGGGCUGAAGCGUAUGCUGGAGGAUAAUGGUAGCUCAGUCAAUAUCCUGUUUGGCACAACCUUCGACAAAAUGGCAAUGGAUCACGAGCUGACACCAAUGAGCUCGCCCCUUUACGGAUUCAUCGUAGACCGUAUCAUUCCCAGGGGAAAGAUUACUCUGGCUGUUGAAAUGGGAGCCUCACCCCAGAUAGCACACCACUUCAUGGAAUUCCUGGUUGUGGACCGUCGAUGCGCCUACCAUGGAGUUUUGGGGAGGCCCGCCCUAAAAGAAUUAUGGGCAGUCACUUCUAUUUAUCACCUCUGCAUGAAACUCCCAAUGGAGCGAGGGAUUGCCACUAUCAGAGGCGACCAGAUGGGAUCCGGGAGUGCUAUCUCAAUUCGUUAA
Messenger RNA from Fraxinus pennsylvanica, 519 nucleotides. NCBI's taxonomy places the organism in Eukaryota, Viridiplantae, Streptophyta, Magnoliopsida, Lamiales, Oleaceae. The record is from the annotation of a GenBank genome assembly.